AUGCCAGCCACUGACCUCCAUAUCAAAACCGCACGUUUGUCGCUGCGCGAACUGCCGCCAAACAGCCAUCUCGUUCACGCGACCAACUGCCUCGCGACAUGGGGCUCCGGCUUCGCCGCCGAGCUGGCCGCCAUCUUCCCCGAAGCGUGCAAAAUUUACAAGGAAUUCUGCCACGCCGCCAAGCGCAGCCCCAGCGACCGGUGGCCGCCGCGCAGCCUGACCGGCCAAUGCUUGGUGAUUGCGCCGCAGCAGGCCGACAUUGCGCGUGGCGCGCCCAGCGUGCACAUUGUGUGUCUGUUCACAUCGUGGGGGUACGGGACGUCGAACCGAAGGACGGGGAAGCCGGGAAAGGACACGGCGGACAGGAUCGUGGAGCAGACGAGGACAAGCUUGCAGAAGUUUCGAACAAGAAUGGAUGAAGCGGCAGCGGCGGACGGGCGGGAUGUGUUUAUUUACUCGCCCAUGUUCAAUUCGGGCAAAUUUCGCGUGCCUUGGGACAGAACGCUAGAGGUAAUUGAAGAGGAGUUUGCGGGUGCCAAGGCAACAUGGACAGUGGUGCUUCAGUCGGCACAGCGAAGCAAGUGA
Beauveria bassiana ARSEF 2860 is the source of this 585-nucleotide messenger RNA. Its product is annotated as ADP-ribose 1''-phosphate phosphatase. NCBI's taxonomy places the organism in Eukaryota, Fungi, Ascomycota, Sordariomycetes, Hypocreales, Cordycipitaceae. Bases 1 to 585 code for a protein of 194 amino acids. The transcript has a single exon. The record is from RefSeq and is a predicted model, not a curated record. Gene Ontology annotation, biological process: peptidyl-glutamate ADP-deribosylation.